AUGGUAACGCUGGCCACACCACAGCUUAUGGCUGAAAUGCCCGAGCUGAGCGACGCCGCGUACUACAACCAAGUCCUGCGCCUGCCGAUCGAAAAGUCCGAAGACCACAUUGACGACGAGCUGGUGGCCCGCGCGCAGGCCCUGGGCAUCACAACCACCCUGUCCAGCCCGGCCGACAAGCGCUACACAUCGAGCGCAGAGUCCGCCUCGUCCACCGCGCCGACAUACCAUGCACGGACAUUCUCGACAGGGUCGAGCGACUCGACGGGCACCGCCCUCACAGAGCGGUCGUCACUAUCGAAACCAGACACGAUCCUGGCGCCCGAGCGCAACGAAACAGCGCGACGCACCCUCAACUUUGCGCACUACGACAAGUACCUCGCCCAACUGGGCAACAACCUCGACCAGCCCAAGUUCCGCAAGCAAGCGGUGGUGGACACCUCAUCCAAGUCCCUCUUCAGCGUAUCCACAAAGCGCAGCCUGGCGAGCGUCAAGUCAAACAUUAAGAACCGCAUGCGGUGGCGGCGCCGGUCGACACAGCCCUUUACGCCGCAGCUGUCCUGCGUGUGCUGCCGGGAUGACUUUCAGCACACAAGCAAGGCGCCAGCCCUGCAUACCCUGCCCUGCGGCCACACCUACUGCGCGCACUGCCUGCGGGUGAUGGUCAGCCAGGCCGCGCACGAGGAGGACAAGUUCCCCCCGCGGUGCUGCACGCAGCCGAUACCGGGCGCCAUUGUCAAGGCCAUUUUGACGCGCGACAACCAGCAGGCGUUUCUGAAAGCCGUCGUCCUCUUCUCGACGCCGUGGGAGGCACGCGUCUUCUGCCCCAAACCGGACUGCGGCGAGUUCAUCCCACCACGGCACAAGGUCGAUCCGAAGCGGCCCUUUGACGUGACCUGCCGCCAGUGCCGGACGCGGGUCUGCGUCAUGUGCAAGCGAGACGCGCACCCGGUGGGCAAGACGUGCCCGGAGGACUAUGAGCUCGAAAAGGUGUUGGAGAUGGCGGAGCAGUCCAAGUGGAUGCGGUGCUACAAGUGCCGGAACCUGGUGGAGCUCGCGCACGGGUGCACGCAUAUGACGUGCCGGUGCAAGGCGCAGUUCUGCUACAUCUGCGGCGGUGUCUGGGAUGCCACGCUGGGCUGUCCCAACGUCUGCAGCGGCGAGGAGGAGCUGGAGAGGCGGCGGGCGGAGGAGGAGGAGCGGUCGGCGGAGUUAGAGGCUGAGAAGAUGGCCAGGGAAGCCGCCUCGGCGCAGCAGGUCGUGGAGCGAGAGGAGGCGGCGGAGAGGACCAGGGGGGAUGCCGCCUGGCAAAGACUCCAAGAGUCGCAAGCGUGUGAGCAGCGCCGGUUCAUCGAGUUUGCGUCGAGGACGACGGCCAGCAUACGGAAGCGGCACGAAGAGCGGCGGUGCGCCCUCCACGAGAAGCGCGGGGCCGAGGAGGAGAAGAUGCGGGACCGGCACGGCAAGACGGCGGCCCACCUCGAGGACCGGCAGGUGGCGGCGGAGAUGGAGCUGCGGGCGUCACUGGAGCAGAGCGAGCGCAGCGUGCGGAUCCGUCUGAAGCACAUGGAGGCGUACUGCGAUGGACUCGGACGCAACCCCAGCGCGCAGAUGCCACACCGGACGGUGACGGAGCGGGACCUGCGGGAGCUGGGGCAGCAGUACAACCUACGCGACAACCUGGAGCGGCUGCACCAGUCCAAGAUCAACGUGAUGCGGGACCGGCAGGCGAAGCGGAUGGAGGAGCUGCAGGAGCGGCAGCAGGCAGAGCUGGAGAAGCUGGGGGCGAAGCUCCAGGAGGAAGUGGAGGAUGUGGCGGCGCAGUGCGCGCACGAGAUGGAUGCCGUGACAGCGCUGUUCGACGCGCGCAGAGCACGGCUGCAGAAGAGGUGGGAUCUGGCCGCUGAGGUGCUCUGCAAGGAGCUGACGGAAAGGGAUGGCCAGCGGUACGCGCAGCUGCCUACGCCCUCGUGGCCAGCGGAGGCGGACGAGGAGGGGCUCGGGACGCCCACGGGAUGA
Emericellopsis cladophorae is the source of this 2019-nucleotide messenger RNA. Its product is annotated as putative E3 ubiquitin-protein ligase-like protein. The coding region runs from base 1 to 2019 and encodes 672 amino acids. Gene Ontology annotation, molecular function: ubiquitin protein ligase activity; ubiquitin conjugating enzyme binding; zinc ion binding. Gene Ontology annotation, biological process: protein polyubiquitination; positive regulation of proteasomal ubiquitin-dependent protein catabolic process; ubiquitin-dependent protein catabolic process. The record is from RefSeq and is a predicted model, not a curated record. NCBI's taxonomy places the organism in Eukaryota, Fungi, Ascomycota, Sordariomycetes, Hypocreales, Bionectriaceae. The transcript has a single exon. Gene Ontology annotation, cellular component: ubiquitin ligase complex; cytoplasm.